Messenger RNA from Colletes gigas, 4686 nucleotides. RefSeq lists its product as uncharacterized. The transcript has 5 exons. Gene Ontology annotation, molecular function: protein binding. The coding region runs from base 1 to 4686 and encodes 1561 amino acids. The record is from RefSeq and is a predicted model, not a curated record. Lineage: Eukaryota; Metazoa; Arthropoda; Insecta; Hymenoptera; Colletidae.
AUGCACCCUACAGCAGCACGAUCCAGUCGAUCAUCUUUACAAUCCUCCGUCCCGUCCACGUCCGCGCCAUCGCCGCUCCGGCAUCCGCAACAGCAACAAAUUCUUUAUGGUCCAAUCGUUAAUCCGAUGUUAACCCUUCAGCCGUGCGGAACUGGUUUGCAUCCAUCGUGUAUUUAUCCAGGAGCACAACGUAACGCUAAUCUACCUAGCCCUGUUCCUCUCCAAAUACAAGGCAAAAGCAACAGAUGGCUACCCAAGAAUAAACUCGUCCGAAAUCAGCAAUAUUGUCAACAGCAACAGCAGCAGCAACAGCAGCACAUUCAGCAACAACUGUCCUACAACUUGAAGCCACUGGUCCUGUACGAUCAAACGACGAACAACGGUCCGCCACCAGCACCAGUGACUUCGUUUUUAGUUGCUUCCUCGACGUACACUCAUGGCUCCUACUCCAGCGACCAGUACAACAAUUCCGGAGUCGCCUUAAUACCCCAGCCCUACUACAAGCCCCCGGAUGUGCCUGCCUACUGCGUAAUCCAAGAUCAACAGAACACUCAGCAGCCACAACCGGAGCAAACGCCCUACUACAACAUCUCGAAUUCGAACAGCUGCAACCUGCAAACCGUUAACGCCCAUUCGACGUAUCAGUUUUCCAAACUUGGCCCUUAUGCGCCCACGAGUUUCACGAACAACCAAAUCACGGGACCCGUCCAGAUCGUGCAGUCUCAAACCGUUCCAAACCCUCCAGCGAGCAUUACCUACGGCGACACACAGAAGGACAAGUCGUCCACGCUCGACGUAUCAGCGUUCAAAUGUUCCAAAAGCAAAGUGACCACUGUUAACGACUCUCAGAUAGCACCGAUCGCGUCCGAAAGCUACACCGAGUGGCCGUUUCAAACGAUCAGUUCCGCGGGCAGCAGCCUCUUCGACGCGAAGCCUGUCGCCGAUGACGCGAACCAAGAAGCAGCCGCGAAUUCUCUGGAGAAGACGAUCCAGAACGUAUCCGUUAAAACGCAAGAGGAGCAUUACUCCGACGAGUCCUCCGCCAGCUUCGAUUUCACGAUCGAGGCCGAGAAAAUGGUGUCUGCGCUGUGCAACACGUCCCCGAACGACCUUUGCAAAGAGGAGAACAAAGCCAAGCCAAGCUCGACGCCGUUGUUCAGCGGCGCUGGCGACACGAUCUCGAACAAGAACGACUGGUUCGCGGAUUUUUGCGCGAGUUACGGUACCUGCGCGUCGGUGGCGAUACAAACGGACGAGCCAGGCUUGGAUGGUACCCAGUACCCCGAAUUGUUACGAAAGAUCGUUUAUUGGGGAUGCACGGAGGCGGAAACGGUCUUGAACGACAGUUCCAAAACUAAUCACAGGUCGGGCUGGUUGAAGAACCUGUCCGCUGCCACUAAAACUGCGAUCACCAAAUCGUCCACCUGCUUCCCAAUUUUCGCCGGGGACCAUGUCUUCGUCGGCGACCUGAUAAACGCGUUGCUGCGCAUCAGCAACGGCUGGCUGAUCCUCGACAACUACUUGAACAAGCAGCACUAUCCGAGCCUGGGCGAGAAGUUCGAUCAGGAGUUGAUCAGGUGCUUUCAGUCGUGGGAGAAGAACACGCACGAGCUGCUCGACCAGAUCGUCCACACGUUCCUGAAGAUCAGGGGGAACAGCGAGGCCGCCAACGUCGAGCACAAGUCGGAAUCUUUCGGGACGUUCUUUCCAGGUGACGUGUCGGUGUACACGAAUUGCGACCUGUUCGAUCCAUCGCCGAACGUCGGAGGUCUGCGAGGCCACUACGAUCAGGAGAAACAGUUCCCGCGGAAGGAGUCCAAGUCGCGAAGUAAGUGGACAGUUGCCAAGAACCUGACGACGGUAGACAGCUCGAAAUCCAUGCCCACUAUGUUCCUAGGACACGCGGAGGUUGGCGUUAAAACGAACGGAAGGUUCCGGUCACGCGGUGGCUCGUCAUCCGCGAAGGUGGACGCCUCGGCGCAAUCCCUGAACGCGGAAUUCUUUCAUCUGCGCAGCAAAGUGCUCACGGAGAACAGCCUAGACUAUUCCAGACAGUGGACGUUCAAGAAGAAGCAGCAAGAGUACUUGGAGGACAAACGCACGCCUCGCGAGAACAACGAGUCCGUCUACAGACUUCGGAGACAAUUGGACGAGAAUUACGAGAAGAAUUACGCUCAGAAGUGCCUGCCGCGCGUGCAGUCCUCGUUUCUGAACCCGUCGAUCAGCCUGGAGUCCAUGUACUUCACCUCUAACAACGAGCCCGAGAACUUGGAGCCUAGUUAUUCCGUUUGCCCCUCGUACUCGGUGGAUUACGGCGAGAAAAGUUUGAAGAACUUCGAUCAGAGCCAGGGCAACAAAGCUAAUGUGGACUUGGUAUACGUUGGCAAGUCGUCGACGAAUCAGAUGGAACUGGCGACGGUGCCCAAGGACAAGAUGACGUUGCUCAGUCAGAUCGAGCCUAGCGUUCCGGAGAAGUCGUCCGAGGAGAUGACCGCCAAUCUGUCAGCCUGGUUCGCCAGUAUGAGGAACCCCGACAGUCGUCAGAUGCCGUUCAUGAAUCUCGGUGAACAGAAGGCUGGGAACGUCGUGCCGCGUGUGCAGUCGCAGCAAGAAAUGUCGAAGAACACGAUGGACCUCGGGAACUGCAUCAGGCAGCUGCAGAUCGACGCGAACCGUCAGUUCCAGACGCUGCAGAACAUGCAGAGUAUUCAGAGCGCGCCGUGGAACGCGUACAACUUGAUCAACAAUCGUGUCCAGGCGCAACAGAUGCCCGAGGAGUACGAUAGUUCCGAGGAUGGUCGAGUGUACAUGAAACCAGGAAGCUACAACGUUCCGAAGAAAAGGCACCAAAGACGAUCCAACCGUCGCGCGGACAACUCGGCGGGUCGGAAUCUAACCAACGCGCAUCGAAAUCACUACUUCAAUAAGGAGAAACUGUUUGGCGCGAUGGCGUCCUCGACGCCCGAGUCCCGAACCGCGACAACCACCGGUUUCUCCGACGCCAACGAUCCCGCGAACGCGACGAUCAAGCUACCUUUUCCAGCGACUCCCAUCAUACCGCCCCCGGCUUUCUCUCUCGAAAAUUCGCCCAGAAUUUUAAAACGCUCCGACGCGUCCAACUUUGCCGGACCCGAGGACAUCACUUGGCGAGCAGCUUGCGCCUCGGCUGAGAUUUUGUUGGAAGCGUUGACCGUGAAAGACAACACCGAUGUUGACAGGGAGAAAACCGAUCCCAACGAGGAGCAGGAAUACGUUAAAAGCGACGACGCGACGCAUAAUCAGGAAAAAUUACAGAAAGGUUUCACGAAAACAGCGAAGGAUGGCAACGACGACUGCAAUGGCGCCUCUAGCUACGAAGCGUCCGAGGACGAUUCAGGAUCUACCUGCCGUUUCUCCCCAAAUGCCAGCGCCAAUGAAUCUUUACAGUCGUCUGAGAAUAAAAAUGGUUCUAGUAAAACGAACGUAAAAACGGACUCGUGGUUAAUCAGAACUUUGAACAUGGCGAACAAGCAGAAACGCCAGGGAAACAGUUCCGACAGACGCAGUUCGGGUUCAUCGAACAGUUCGAUGACGGGAGAUAUACAAACGAUUCCCGCCAUGUCGUUGGCGGCCGCUGCAACGACGGUUAAGAGUAUUCAACAGACGAGCUGCAUCAGAAAAAGCUCGUGCACCAUUUCGAAUAACGAUCGAACGAUGUCCGAGGAAUUCGAACGGGUCGCGGGAAAAGCCACUUAUUCCGAAACCGUGAGACGCUGCACGCCGUUGAGCGCGUCGCAGUCCGAGAGAAAAGAGUUUUGCAAAAAAGGCAAAUUAUACGCCGCUAACGCAACGGCGGUCUGCAAUUCGGUGGUACCGAUUUCUGGACGCAGGUGUCAGAAAAAGGACUCCGAGAAAUCGUAUUACCUGUUGCACAACAGAUCGCGCAAAUGUUCGGGUAAAAAGGCGGCGAAAAGUUGCGAGAUCGCCAAUCAGCAAACGGACGAAGCGUCGUGCACCAAAUCCAAGUGUUCCCGGAACGACGCGACGAAAGAGAACCUGGUUGUUCCGUCCUCGACGUCGCAGACCGCCAUUACGACGAAACACGGGAAGAAAAAGGAUGGCUCCGGAUGCGUGGAAUUCUUGGACGGAAAAUUCAGCGGGAAGACCAGCGAUCGGGGCUGGUCCGUGUGGUUCAGUUCUAAAAGGAAGCAGAGUCUCAGUCCCCUUGCCCUCAGCAAGCUGGAGAUGAUUCAUCGAACCGUUUGGCAAAUGGAAGAAGCGGAAAUCUUUAAGUGCCCAUCCUCGGGAGACAGCGGCGGCAGUCAGUCCUCCGCGCACACGAUUGAAGACUAUUGUACGGUCAUCAAAAGUCCAAUGUUCCUUGAAACCGUCGAAUACAAUCUGAAGAAUCGAGUUUACCAUAAAGUAGAACAUGCGGUUCAAGACUUUCGUCGCAUCGUUUACAAUUCAAAAUUAUAUCACAAGAACGAUCAUAAUCGAGUGAAAACGAUCGAAACGCUGUCGAGGAAACUGGAGGAAUUGUUCGAGGAACAUUUCGCUAGUUGGGACUUCGAUAAUAUUAGCGGUAGCCCGAGGGAAGUUUCGCCAGUGUUGCAUCGAUUUAAGUCGACUGGAAAAAAGACAUUAACCGGACGUUAUGGUAACGCGAAAAAAAGUCCGUCUUCUUUGGUCGUGGAAAAUGUUUAA